AAAAUAAUGAUAAUUAAUAAUAAUUUCAGUAGCCAAGAUGGCGUCAAAGGAAAACAGACGUAACGUCAUCAAUCUGCGCAACUUCCUAGGUCAUUGGACUGGCAUGGCUGUCUUCAUGUCUGUAACGCUUGGUUAAAUUGGAAAGCAUAUUAACGGUCUGAUACAAGACUAAACAGCGAUUAUUAGCUAUGCCACGUUAUGAACUUUCUCUUAUUCUCAAGGCCAUGCAAAGGCCGGAGACAGCCGCUGCUCUUCGACGUACGGUUGAGACCUUGAUGCAACGGGGCGCCAUAGUCAGGGAUUUGGAAAACCUCGGCGAAAGAAGGUUACCAUACAAGAUGUCCAAACACAACUUGCGACACACACGUGGCGGGUAUUUUCUAAUUGACUUUUAUGGUUCUCCAAGUAUGGUCGGCGAUUUGCUUGAUCACCUUGAACGUGAUGUGGACGUUGUGAGACCCACCGUUUUAAAGAAGGAAGAGCCUCCACAAAUUGUGUCGUACUGUUGCAGCGCUCCAUCCUCUAAACCUGGCAGUACCUCUUCAAGCCAUGGUUCCUAGAAGUCUUCCCGUUUGAACCCCAUCUUCAAGCCAUCUAAACGUUUCUGUGUUGUCUCUUGAUGUCUGUUGGAAACAACACAAAUGAAUAAAUUACAGUUGUAUAUGUGACGUCAUUUUGUCCGUGGUCCUCCUACCCUAACGUAAUCCAGAAUUACAAAAUCAACAUGCCGAUGCCAAGAAUCAUUACGUUUACAAAGGCCUGUUUAAUAUUUUCUGUACUUCUGCUUUGGUGAAACAACUCAAUUAUAUACAGAAGACAUAAAUAGACAACAUGUUCCUUUAUUCAGAGACAUACCAAGGCUAAAACAAAUGCAUGUUAAUUUAAUUAAAGUAGCAACAUGUGAGACAGUUUUCCCCUAUAUGUUUAACCAACUAUUGGUAUGAUCUUUAAUUUAAUUUUAGGUUAAAAAAUUAAUUAGUUUAAUUGUAGGUCGUGAAGGAGACAAACUGUCCUUCCCGCAUGGUUAUGCACUAUAGUUCAGUCCUACAUCAACAUGUAAGAAAAGUUUUGACUGCACAACAUUGCCACAUUUUUAUGCCUUAGUAUGAUAGUUUGAAACUAAAAACUCUUGUCAUGUUGCAUUAAAGGACAAUUGAACAAUAUAAUAUAUGGAUUAUCCAGUGUUUCUAUAUAAAAUUUAAAUUUCACUUAGUCAAGUUAAACUUUCUGUUAAUUUUCUGCCACAUAACUUCACUUUGGAGAGGGGGGUCAACCUGAAUGGCGUACAAUAACACAGACGAACUUUGAAAAAGAUGUGUGUAUGUAAAUAAAACCAAAUCUUUUAAACUUUA
Molecule: messenger RNA, 1352 nt
Organism: Alosa alosa (allis shad)
Lineage: Eukaryota; Metazoa; Chordata; Actinopteri; Clupeiformes; Clupeidae
Gene: mrps6
Product: mitochondrial ribosomal protein S6
Exons: 2
Coding region: 189-560 (123 amino acids)
Biological process (GO): translation
Cellular component (GO): mitochondrial small ribosomal subunit; ribosome
Molecular function (GO): small ribosomal subunit rRNA binding; structural constituent of ribosome
Source: RefSeq, a predicted model, not a curated record